This is a messenger RNA of Temnothorax curvispinosus, 2282 nucleotides long. Its product is annotated as insulin-like growth factor-binding protein complex acid labile subunit. Lineage: Eukaryota; Metazoa; Arthropoda; Insecta; Hymenoptera; Formicidae. Gene Ontology annotation, molecular function: protein binding. Bases 99 to 1796 code for a protein of 565 amino acids. The transcript has a single exon. The record is from RefSeq and is a predicted model, not a curated record.
AUGUAAUCGCUAACUCUCCACGAGAUGUAAAACCCGUAAUUGCAGACAUUGCAGUUGUGUCCGUAUCACUCGCGUCGACUGAUUCGAACUCUCUCGCCAUGUCGCGGUUUCUUCCGCUCUUUUCGCAAGUCGUUAUCCUGUUUCUCUCGGCGCGGGCCUCGUCGGAGGUGAAGGAGCCGACCUGCCAGGACAACUGCAACGUUACAACGUUACAACGUUUCGGUUACAAUGUUUGCCACUACAAGGGGGUACUCAUCGAAGUGACGCCGCUAAGUCGUUUCAAGGACCACCUGAACCUCAUGAACCUGGGUCUCUUGGCGAUUCAAGAGAAUGCUUUCAAGAACGUGUCGGCGACAUACUUGGUUCUGAGUAGCAACCGGAUAUCCGUGCUGAAGAGGGAAUCUUUCCGCGGUUUGCCCAACUUGGAGAGCCUCUCCUUGGGCGGCAAUGUGGUACCGUUAUCGGGGUAUUUGUUCGCAGAUUUAAGACGCCUGCGGUUGCUGUCGUUGGAAUCCAACGAGAUCAAUUCAAUACCGAAGGACUCGUUCGCCGGGCUGUCAAGCUUGACAAGUCUCUCCCUGGGUGGCAACGAUAUCGAAGCGAUCGAGGUGGAAUCCUUCUCGAGUCUUAAUCCCGGACUGCUGUACCUUUGGCUCGACAGGAAUAAAAUCUCUCGCGUCGCGCCGGAUUCCUUCGCCGGGUUAACCGAAUUGAAUAGCCUCGACUUGAGCUACAAUCGGCUAGAGGACUUGCCGAGCGGUGCCUUUCGAGGAUUGAACAAGCUGGAGUAUCUUUACUUAAGAAACAAUUGGAUAACAAGCGUCUCCAGGUCGUUCCUUCGCGACUUGGUCGGUCUGAAGCAACUCUAUCUUCAGCAGAACGAGAUCAGCGCUCUCGAGCCGGAUACGUUCAGGGACCUAUCUCAACUGGAACAACUGGACCUGAGCGGAAACAAACUGUCUCACAUUGUAGUCGGCACUUUUGCCGGGCUCUCCAAUCUGGUAGACAUCACGCUGUCCGACAAUGGCAUCCACACGGUCGACAAUGGCACUUUCGCUGAUCUCGUCAAACUGCGAGGUCUCUACUUUGAUGGCAACAACUUCACCGAAAUCGAAAAUGAGUUCCGCGGUUUGCCCAACUUGAAGUACCUCUCAUUGAACGGCAAUGUGGUACCGUUAUCGGGGUACAUGUUCGCGGAUUUGAGACACCUGUGGUUGCUGUCGUUGGAAUCCAACAAGAUCAAUUCGAUACCGAAGGACUCGUUCGCCGGGCUGUCAAACUUGAGAAUUCUCAAACUGGAUCACAACGAUAUCGAAGCGAUCGAGGCGGAAUUCUUUGCCGGGUUAACUGAACUGAAUUGCCUCUGCUUGAACGACAAUCGGCUAGAGGACUUGCCGAGCGGUGCCUUUCGAGGAUUGAACAAGCUGGAGGAACUUUACUUAAAUGACAAUCGGAUAACAAGCGUCUCCAGGUCGCUCCUCCGCGACUUGGUCGGUCUGAAGAGACUCUAUCUUCAGCAGAACGAGAUCAGCGCUCUCGAGCCGGGAACUUUCGGGGAUCUGUCUCAGCUGACACAACUGCACCUGAGCGGCAACAAACUGUCUCACAUUGCAUUCGGCACUUUUGCCGGACUCUCCAAUCUGGAAUCCAUCUAUCUGUCCGACAAUAAGAUCCAGACAGUGGAUAAUGGCACUUUCACUGGUCUUGUCAAACUGCGAUAUCUGUUCUUCGGUGGCAACAACUUCACUGAAAUCGACAAAGAAGUCAGCGGGCUCCCAUAUGUCACAGUUUAUUAAUAAAAAGUCUUAAAGAUCUGUUUAUACCUCACAAAGGGACAAAACUUUGACUUCUUGAAUUUUGCUAAAUUUUUAGUACGUUACAGUACACUUCAUUCACUAAUACAAGGUACAGCAACGGUCCAAUGCACAAUAGUUUAUUAAAUACUAAUGUUGAAAAUGUUUUUUUCGAUAUUAAUAAUAAAUAAACCAUGCUUGUGCAAAGAAGUCGCAUUCAUUAAAUGUGCAAAUUAGUAUAAUGUGUCUUAAUUGUUUCUAUGAUAGAUAUUCUUCAAAAACAUGUACAGAUUGUGAUUAUAAUCGAUAGUGCACAAAGUGACCAAAGAUUAAUUGUCAUGGAAUGUAUUUUUGUUGCUGUGUAUGUAAACAAUUACGGACAGGAAAAAUUUUAAACAUUAAUAUUUUAUAAACUAUUGCGCAUUGGACAGGAGUGAACGGGAUGUACUGUAACAUAAAAAUUGAAGAGGUCAAGGGUUGCAAUGGUUA